Messenger RNA from Cercocebus atys (sooty mangabey), 1978 nucleotides. RefSeq names its product inositol polyphosphate-5-phosphatase K (gene INPP5K). Gene Ontology annotation, cellular component: ruffle; cytoplasm; plasma membrane. NCBI's taxonomy places the organism in Eukaryota, Metazoa, Chordata, Mammalia, Primates, Cercopithecidae. The transcript has 12 exons. Gene Ontology annotation, molecular function: phosphatidylinositol-4,5-bisphosphate 5-phosphatase activity; phosphatidylinositol-3,4,5-trisphosphate 5-phosphatase activity; inositol bisphosphate phosphatase activity. Gene Ontology annotation, biological process: negative regulation of peptidyl-serine phosphorylation; negative regulation of phosphatidylinositol 3-kinase/protein kinase B signal transduction; negative regulation of glycogen biosynthetic process. The record is from RefSeq and is a predicted model, not a curated record. Bases 399 to 1763 code for a protein of 454 amino acids.
ACACUGGGAGCCGCGGACGGCGGGCGCGGGCUGGGCCGGGUCUGGCGGCGGCCGCGCACCCCGCGUCGUCUGGGGUACUGUUGCGUGGUGCGCUGAUGACAGGCCCGACAGGCCCGACACGCCCCCGCUGACGUCCGCGAUCCCGUCUUGGCUCAGCCUCUCGCAGCCUCGCGCUCGUGGGAGAGUCCCGCCUCCUCCUGCGAACCGCACCACCCAGAGCCCGGCGUGCGCCCUUGGCCCGUCUCUGACGGAAGCCGGGGCGGAAGGUCGGAGUCCGGAAGAAAAACAGCUCGCGAGAGCGAGGCGUCCGGCCGGCCGCCGGCAGGGCUGCUCUGGCCGGGACCCGCUGGCCGGGAGACGCGAACCUGCCGGACCAGCGCGCGGGGACGACGGCGGCCAUGAGCUCGCGGAAGCUGAGCGGGCCGAAGGGCAGGAGGCUCAGCAUACAUGUCGUGACUUGGAACGUGGCCUCAGCAGCGCCCCCUCUAGAUCUCAGUGACCUGCUUCAGCUGAACAACCAGAACCUGAAUCUUGACAUAUAUGUCAUUGGUUUGCAGGAACUGAACUCUGGGAUCAUAAGCCUCCUUUCCGAUGCUGCCUUUAAUGACUCGUGGAGCAGUUUCCUCAUGGAUGUGCUUUCCCCUCUGAGCUUCGUCAAGGUCUCCCAUGUCCGUAUGCAGGGGAUUCUCUUACUGGUCUUUGCCAAGUAUCAGCAUUUGCCCUAUAUCCAGAUUCUGUCGACUAAAUCCACCCCCACUGGCCUGUUUGGGUACUGGGGGAACAAAGGUGGGGUCAACAUCUGCCUGAAGCUUUAUGGCUACUAUGUCAGCAUCAUCAACUGCCACCUGCCUCCCCACAUUUCCAACAAUUACCAGCGGCUGGAGCACUUUGACCGGAUCCUGGAGAUGCAGAAUUGUGAGGGGCGAGACAUCCCCAACAUCCUGGAUCACGACCUCAUUAUCUGGUUUGGAGACAUGAACUUUCGGAUCGAGGACUUUGGGUUGCACUUUGUUCGGGAAUCCAUUAAAAAUCGGUGCUACAGUGGCCUGUGGGAGAAGGACCAGCUCAGCAUUGCCAAGAAACAUGACCCGCUGCUCCGGGAGUUCCAGGAGGGCCGCCUGCUCUUCCCACCCACCUACAAGUUUGAUAGGAACUCCAACGACUAUGACACCAGUGAGAAAAAACGCAAGCCUGCGUGGACCGAUCGCAUCCUGUGGAGGCUGAAGCGGCAGCCCCAGGCUGGCCCCGACACUCCCAGACUGCCGGCCCCAGACUUCUCCCUGUCUCUGAGGAGCUACAGCAGCCACAUGGUGUACAGCAUCAGCGACCAUAAGCCUGUCACCGGCACUUUCGACUUGGAGCUGAAGCCGUUGGUGUCUGCUCCGCUGAUUGUCCUGAUGCCCGAGGACCUGUGGACCGUGGAGAAUGACAUGAUGGUCAGCUACUCGUCAACCUUGGACUUCCCCAGCAGCCCGUGGGACUGGAUUGGACUGUACAAGGUGGGGCUGCGGGACAUUAAUGACUACGUGUCCUACGCCUGGGUUGGGGACAGCCAGGUCUCCUGCAGCGACAACCUGAACCAGGUACGUCACCAGCACCAGGUUUACAUCGACAUCAGCAAUAUCCCUGCAACUGAAGAUGAGUUUCUCCUCUGUUACUACAGCAACAGUCUGCGUUCUGUGGUGGGGAUAAGCAGACCCUUCCAGAUCCCGCCUGGCUCCUUGAGGGAGGACCCACUGGGUGAAGCACAGCCACAGAUCUGAGCCAGGAUGGGAGUGAAUCCCAGGAGGCGGCCAGAGCUGGCAGCCAGCUCUGCCUUUCCACUGCCAGGAGUGCUGGGGGCCCAGCCUGACCCCCUGAAGAGACAGCCAAGUGUUCUCCGCAUACGCCUCCCAGAGUGAGCUCUAGCCAGACUCCUUUGCUCUCUCCACUACUCAUCUCUGGAAUUAGCCACUUAAAUACAGGUUUUUGUUGCUGA